This is a messenger RNA of Python bivittatus (Burmese python), 5857 nucleotides long. It is a transcript of the gene PPP1R3B, whose product is annotated as protein phosphatase 1 regulatory subunit 3B. Gene Ontology annotation, molecular function: protein phosphatase 1 binding; glycogen binding. Gene Ontology annotation, biological process: regulation of glycogen biosynthetic process. The record is from RefSeq and is a predicted model, not a curated record. Gene Ontology annotation, cellular component: protein phosphatase type 1 complex. NCBI's taxonomy places the organism in Eukaryota, Metazoa, Chordata, Lepidosauria, Squamata, Pythonidae.
UUUUGCAGAUUUAGAUCUUGACACGUUGUGUGUUAAUAGUGCUCUGAGCUUAGCCUACUCAAAAGUGAACCUUGGACAAAUGCUGAAAGAUCACUGCUUGUAAUUUGGAGCCAAGUGUUGCCAAAUCUAUGUAAUAUUCAAAACUGCAAGGAAUCUAGAAAGAAGUAACGUGCACAGAAGGAAUUAGGUAGUUUCCUGGUAGGCAGUGUUUCUUUACAUUAUUAAUUUAACCCUUUUUCUUGUUCAUGCCUGGAUCCUGGCAGAGUUUCACGGAAGUGAAUUCAGCAGUGCUAUGACCCAAAUCCAUUGACAUGGUGACAUCAGUGUAAAUUCCUGAAAUGUCUCAAUAUUGUUGAGCUGCAAAUCUGUGAAGUCACAGGUCUGCUGUGGCUUCCGCUCCAGUUCAGUUCAAGAGGCUGGGGUGGUUUAUUCCAUUUCCUGUUUCUACACACUGAAAGAAAGUUUCCUGUACUUAGAGGAGUGGAGAACUUGCUGUAAAAGGAAAUGCAGCCUUAGCCUCUGGGAGUUGUGUUUUACUCAGCUCUCCAAGCCUGUCUGUGCCUUAUUGCUCUGCUGGCCUUGGAACACCUAUCCGUUCGGAAUGCUGCAGACUGGAAUGCAGUUCCAACCCAGCACCUUCUGGGUUACGGGAAUCCUGGACUCUUUUCCUCAAAGGCCCAGAAUGGCAGUGGAUGUAGCCAUGCAACUCUACCUGCGGGCCCCCUCUUUGCGGAGAGAAAGCUUUGCCUGCAAAAUAGCCCCGAAGGUCGAGAAGCCUUUGCGGCCCUGCAUCCACGUGAACAGCAGCCCCGUGUUGAACGAACUGGGGGCAGAGGUCCAAGCUCUGCAGGGGAGCCGGGUGAAAAAAAGGGUUUCUUUUGCCGACAGCAGGGGCUUGGCUCUGACGGUGGUGAAAGUAUUCUCCGAAUUUGAUGACCCGGUGGAUAUUCCGUUGAACAUCACAGAACUGAUAGACAACAUUGUGGGCCUGACGACGGUGGACCGAGAUGACUUUGUCUUGGAUUUUGUACAGCCUUCUGCAGAUUACUUGGACUUUCGGAAUCGCCUCCAGGCAGACUGCGUCUGUCUUGAGAACUGCAUGUUGAAAGAUAAAGCUAUUGUAGGUACCGUGAAAGUCAGGAAUCUGGCGUUUGAGAAGGCCGUCAAGAUUCGGAUGACGUUUGAUACUUGGAAAACCUUCACGGAUUACCCGUGCCAGUACGUGAAGGACACCUAUGCCAGUUCUGAUAAGGAUACGUUCUCCUUUGAUAUUAGCUUGCCAGAGCGAGUUCAAGCCCAUGAAAGAAUUGAGUUUGCUGUGUUUUAUGAAUGUGAUGGUAAAGUCUACUGGGAUAGCAACAAGGGGUUGAAUUACAGGAUCAUAUGCUCCGAACUCAAAUCAGCUCGGGAGAUUUCACAGCCUCAGGGUGAGCCUGAUUUUGGAAUUGCCUUUGAUCAGUUUGGAAGCCCCCGGUGUUCUUAUGGCUUAUUUCCUGAAUGGCCUAGCUAUUCCGGAUAUGAAAAACUUGGCCCUUAUUACUAAAUCAGAGACUUGGGAAUAUAGUUACUACACAGGAACGAGGAGACAGAGAGAGAAAACCCUCUUGGGGGAGGUGGUUGCAGCAGAGUCAGAGCGGCCAGAAGAACGGCAAGUUUGCAAUUACAGAAAGUGAAACAAAGAGCGUGUGAAAACUCCUGGCUGCAAAGGUUUUAGGGCAGAUGCUCUCUUCAUUUUCCUUUGAAUUUAAACAAAAGGAGAUGGUCCCUGGUCUCCUGGGACGUGGCUGCCUCACAGCUGCUGCAGAUCCAGUUCACCACUCGCUGCUGUAGUUCGGGCGGUUUGGUUUGGGUGCGUCCUUGAGAUACAUUGCAGUGUUGUAAGCUGUGCAGAACAGAUUUUUCUCCGCUUUGUUAGUUUUCUGUAUUCUGGAGUCAAACUUGCUACAUAUCUCUAAUAAAGCCAACUCUCUGACGAGAAACAAGAGGCAGGGAUGAGCUAGGCCAUCUUCCCGCCUCUCCUAAUCAGAGUGUACAAUCUGUGAGAGGCUAAAACUCUCAUAUGGAAAAUACUGCAAUUUUAGCUCAGAUGAUCCUUUGUUUCCUUCCAUUUUAGGAACUGCCUUGUUUGUGGGAAGAUUCCAGGAUGCUUACUCACCAUUCUGCCUGUAUCUCUUUUCCUAAACACAUAUGUACAUUUCUUUCAGUGGCUGAGUCAGAUGAGCCCAGUAGCCCAGUCAUAUAAUCCAUCCUUAACCAACCUGGUGCCCUCCAGAUGUGCUAGUCUUUAGUUCCUAUAAUCCCCAGGCAGGACAGUCAGUGGGUAGAAGACCAGGCUGGAGAAGGCUGAUGUAGCAUUUUAGCUUCCACAAUAAGUGAUGAUUUUAUAUAGGUGAUUUUAUUUAUCUCCCUCGACAACUUCUUUAUGAAGUGGCAGUGGACUGUUAAGAAUAAAAUUGUUUUUAAGUCUUAACUCCUCAUGACGCCAACUUAUUUAAAUAUAGUUUCUUUGGAACCGGCUGAGAUUAGUCAUCUGGGUGGAGAACAUUUUAAAAUUCUAUUCUGUUUCAUGAAUUUUAUAAAAUGCCCAUAAAUUGAAUGUUAUUGACAUAAAUAAGGUAUCAUGUCAAAUAAAGAAUACCCACUAAGUCCAGUUUCUUCUUGCCCUCCUCAGUGCUUAUGCCCAGUAAUAGGAGCAUUUUAGCUCAGUGCUAGAACAGACACUUUGAAUUCAGACACAAGAAUGCUUGGCUUCUCUAGGCAUAUUAAUACUCUGUGUCAGGCUUUUCCCAGCAGGCCGGACUAGAACCAAUUAAACAGACAUACAAGAAUUUAGGAACUUUCAUUAAGUAGCUUUAUUAUAGAAAAGCUAAAAGCCAUUAUGAAUGAAUUCCAGUGACUGCUGUGUAUCAAAUGUGAGUCCUUUUUAUAAUGAAAUCAGUGUUUAAAUUCUUGUCACUUUCUCCUGCCUGAGCUAUGCAAUGGGCUGGACAGCCCUCUCUUUUGGCAGAAAUCCUGGUCUCUUGUUUUGGUAAUGGACAAAUCUGAUAUCAGGUUGUUUUCCUCUGACUGUGUGAGAACUAACUCCCACAUCUGGCCUCUUUAGAGCUGCUCUCAGUCAGGGCUCAAAGUCCUGGGCUAGUUAGGCAAAUGAGCUGGAAUAACAACUUCCUAUAUUUCUGAAGUCUUGUAAUGUUAAGAGGGAAAGAUGGUUAACCAAAAAUGGUAAAUCAUUCCUUGUAUGCAGAGCAAAACAAUCCAAAAAUGUUGCUUCAUCUUCAUAAACUCAUCACUGUUUCUUUUCUAAAAUAUUUUCCCCUAUUGGCAGAAACCGUAGUCAACUACAGGUGAUAGCAAUGUUUUAUCAUUUAUUGGGGGCCAAUCCCUCUCUGGUUCUUGUUUAACACUAAAGAAAGCUAUUCAGACUUUCCACCUUGAAUUAUAAAUCCAACUGAUUAGAAAGUUGACCCAUUUCAGCGCUUGGUUGUAGUGUCCAUAACAAAAUGGUGAAGUUGCUUGAUAGCUCAAACAUAUGAUACAUACUAGAGUUUCAUAGCUCCACCUUAAAGCAAAUCAGUUGUUUUGGUUCCACUCAAUGGUGGUGAUAGAAUAAAUAGCUCCAUAAAUAGUUUUGCUGUAUGUGAAGCAGAAGUAUGAGCUGAGAAUUUUAGACUAAUACUCAGAUUAAUUCCUUGCGAUCCCUGUUCUCUCUGAAGAACCUUGACUUGGAAAGGGGUUCGUGCAGGCCCCUAGGCAAUUUUUGAAGAGCAGCAAUGACCAAGCUUGAUUACUUAGCAUGAUGCAAGAGCCUUGCCCUGGAAUGUUAGCUUGUGGUUAAAAAUGGGAAGGUCUACCAGCAUGCCACAGCUCGUUUCUAAAGAAAUAUGAAAACCCAGCAUUUCCUUAUCAUCCCGUAAUGGGUCCUGUCAUUUCAUUUGCAUGCCUUCAACUUGAAUUAAUACGUGGCCCUGGAGCUGUUAACUAUCUGUGUAUUAGAAACUUCAGCACAAACACCCAAUUGGUCUUAGAUAUUGGUGCUUUAAACAUAAAAACAUCUCUGCAGAGGGUGUGAUCAGCAGCUGCAAGCCUGUAUGAUGAAACUGGAUUCAUACAAAGAGGUGACUUGGCUUCUCCUCCCUGCAUCCUUCCUCGCUGCUGAUUGAAAAGUGAGAGCAUGCCUUCUUUGGCAGUGGGGUUUAUUCCAAGGAAAAGGAUUUCAGGACUGAGUUACUCUGAUGGGUUGACUGUUUCUUUCUGUGAAGGAAAAGCAAUCUAACUAAAUCCUCUAGUUUUUUGUUUGGAGCUUAAUAUGAUUGAAGAAAUCAUUUAUUUCCCGAGGGACAACUCAUAAUAAAAUGCACACGUUAACUGCUGCUUUAACAAGCUGUUGCUGCCUUUAGAGCUCAAGUAGCAAGAGUUUUAGAACCAGUUGGAAGUGAAGCCACUGAACACAGCAGUACAUGUUCAAAAGAAAUGUGUAUUGCAACCUUUCUCUUCCUGAAGGCCUCCAGAUGGUGCAGGAGAUGAUAGGGUGGUUGUCCGGUGGGUCUGGGAGGGCCCGAGAAGGGGGAAGGCUGAUGUGUAAAUUUGUACUUAGAGAGUAGAGAAGUAGUUUAAAAUACAAGCUUGGGAUUGCAAGUAGGAAGGUUACCAUAGGCUACAAGAAAUGUUUUACUCCUUGUGUAUAUUCAAGAAAUAAUCUUUGAAAAUCAUGUGCAAAAUCUGUUUUCAUGGGAAAAAUUCAUACAUGCGAUCCUUCAAUAAAGUCGCAAAUGUGGGCUGUGCACAGCUGCCUUGCAUGUUGAAGCAAAAUGUUAGUGGAAAAAAUAAGCUGGUGUAACUUAAUGCAUUACCCUUAAUCUUCUGAUCAGGACUAUAUGUGGCCCUAUUUAGCAGCCAGAGUGCGGUUUCUUCCUGUAGGCCUUGACCAUGCUACACAUCUUUAUAAAUCUAGAUCCCACUCAUGUGACCCAUCCCUCUGUAUUAAUCCUUCAUAUUCUCACCAAGCCGAGGGAUUUGAUGCAGGACUGAAACAUGUCAAGUGACAAUCUUGAACUGAAGAACUCUAGACAGACUGGACACAAGCCAGUUGGACUGCUUUAGUCCAAAGGUCUGGAUUCCAUGUAUCCCUGAAUUCAGUCUUCCAGAGGCCUUAUGCUGAGCUGAAAUGACUUCCUCUGCUAGGAUGUAAAACUAUUCUAAAGGUUGCCAAGAAAGUAGGUUACAGUAUUGAACAUCAUGCCAAAGGGGCAAGGACAAGAAUAGGCUACGUUGAAGGGUGCAGGUGAGAGGAAAGAGGCUAGGCGUGCACCACUCGCUGAACCCAGAGAUGCAGAGCUGAGCUGCUUGGGCUGAAUGUACCUCUGACUGAAUUUUAAUAACAUGAGGAGUAAUCAUUUUAACUAUAAGUAGCACACCCCUGCACAAAGUCGUCAUGAAGUUUGCUUGGUUUGGCUUAAUUGGUUUUGGGGACGGCCACCAUGGUUUGUAAACCCUGGCUUAUUGCGUCGUGUGAGUCCUGAUAAUUGGCUUAUUUAACGGAUCUAGCUUAUUGUGAAGCGAAUAGAGAGAAAGAAAAAGUUGCUCAGCAGUGUGAAAUGCAAACCCAGAAUGGCUAUAACAAAUGCACUUUUAUUUCAGUCUUCUUUCCAAAUUUUAAUGCCAAUUUCUUGGACUUUCUUGUUUCUCUUGCCUGUAUGAAUGUAAUGAGGAAUAGUCCAUUUUUUGCUUCAGGGUGCCUUGCAUGUUCUUAAAUAUAUUUUUUACAUAACUGAAAAAAUGCACUUUACAGUCACAAUGGAUUUAUUUUGUGUAGUGUUUUCUGAAAUGUAAUGUUUUGUUUUUAUCUGAGAGCAAAUAA